GAAACACUCACUCUUCGUGCUGCCGCAACUGCCAUUCAACUCGUUUCUUGUAUUACUUUCUUGUUCGCUUCCGUUUCCUCUGAUUUUCGUGGCCAUUACCGUCAGCCGCCGCCUUGGCAGAAACCUCCGUCUGCCGCCGUUAUGGACUCAACAACUUCAACACCUUCGCAUGCCACGUUCUCCGGAACAGCUGGAAUCUGUUUAAUGAGAAAUGAUUGGAAAGAGGAUCAACAUCCAUCGUUCAUCAAUUUUAUCUCCACUUUCCUCUCUGCAAAUUCUUUUCGCCUAAACUUUGUCCCGAUUGCCCCGGACUUUAUAUUCAACUGUGGGGGUUUAUCUGUAGCCUUCAUUUUUGUGACAAACUGGGACUGCUACAAUGUUGCUUCAAUCUUCAACAGAGUUAAGAAGCUGAAGAUGCAAUUUGCAAGGUUUUACGUGGUUCUCGCACUCCCAGCAAAAGAGCAAAUCAAUUCAUUUAUUCAGUCAUAUUUCACAUUUGGUAUGGUGAUUGGCAAGCCUACAUUUGUGCCAGUUCAGGACUUGGAGAUGGGGUUUGAAAAGAUGGUAAAAAUAGCUCAUUCUUCUGGAGUAUACAAGCAAGAAAGAAUUGGAGAGAAAUUGAAAGAUGAGAGGAAGCAGUUGGUGCAAAGAAUGGACUUUUACCUUAAGGUGGUUACAUCCAUCCCAGGCAUUGACAAUCACGAUGCAAAUGCGCUCAGUCAAGCUAUUGGUUCUGUCCAAGCAAUUGCAAAGGCGUCAAAAGAGCAAAUUCUAGAGAACACAGAUCUUUCUACCGACAAGGCAGGGUUGGUUUCAAGGUUUCUCAGGGACCCAAAGUUUUACUCGCGUCCUAAGAUCAAUUGAUGGCAGAGUAAUCCAGGUUGGACUUGUUUUUUGCCAAAUGAAAUAAGCACUCUUCUGCACUGUUUUUAUAUGGGAUAUUUGUUAUUCUCUUUAUCUUGUUAACUUCUGUGAAUCUGUAUAAAAUAAUACUCGUAGUUUCAAAUUUUGUUGACUGACAACCAUCAUAAGAAAGAACCAUUUUCGUGUUAUUUCCGAUGAUGACAUGCAGGUGUAGGCUCUUAGUCUUAUAUCUUGGUUUGAAGAAGUAUUAAUUAAUGAUAGACGGAAGCUUGACUAAAAAACACUUAUAGCCCCUUAGACUGUUCUUAGGUUACAAUGGAAUGACAACCAAAUC
This is a messenger RNA of Vigna umbellata (rice bean), 1198 nucleotides long. Its product is annotated as DNA ligase-like protein. Gene Ontology annotation, biological process: resolution of meiotic recombination intermediates. The record is from RefSeq and is a predicted model, not a curated record. Lineage: Eukaryota; Viridiplantae; Streptophyta; Magnoliopsida; Fabales; Fabaceae.